Messenger RNA from Dentiscutata heterogama, 199 nucleotides. Lineage: Eukaryota; Fungi; Glomeromycota; Glomeromycetes; Diversisporales; Gigasporaceae. The record is from the annotation of a GenBank genome assembly.
AUGUCAAUACCUAUAGAUGGUAGUGUAAAAGAUAAAUCGAAAAAGGGGAAAGGUAGAGUAGAAGAAGUUGAUCAGAGUAGAGAACGGGUUAGUAUUGAUCUGGUGACUUAUUUUAAAAAAGUAGCUUUGAAAAAAGAAAAGUUUAUAGAGAAAAUAGUUCAAGCAAUGAUGGAAAAAGUUAUAGAGGAGAUUAAAAGGA